AUGGGGAAACUUCACUCCAAGCCGGCCGCCGUGUGCAAGCGCAGGGAGAGCCCGGAAGGUGACAGCUUCGCUGUGAGCGCCGCCUGGGCUCGGAAAGGCAUCGAGGAGUGGAUCGGGAGGCAGCGCUGCCCGGGUGGCAGCUCGGGACCCCCACAGCUGCGGGCGGCGGGCACCGCUGGCAGAGGAACUCGGGAGCUUGUGGGUGAAGUUUUCAGAGAAACGCUCAGCGAGGAGGAAGAGGAAGACUUUCGGCUAGAAGUAGCCCUGCCUCCCGAGAAGACAGACGGACUGGCCAGCGGAGAUGAGAAGAGGAUGGAGAAGUCAGGUGAACCCUGCUCGGGCUCCAAGAAACAGCUGAAAUUCGAAGAGUUACAGUGUGACGUGUCUGUGGAGGAAGACAGCCGGCAGGAGUGGACCUUCACCCUGUACGACUUUGACAACAACGGCAAGGUCACCCGAGAGGACAUCACCAGCCUGCUGCACACCAUCUACGAGGUGGUCGAUUCCUCAGUCAACCACUCCCCGACAUCGAGCAAGACGCUGCGGGUCAAGCUCACGGUGGCCCCCGAUGGGAGCCAGAGCAAAAAGGGCAUCGUCCUCAAUCACCCCGACCUGCAGAGUGCCAGGCCCAGAGCCGAGACCAAGCCCGCCGAGGAGCUGCGAAGCUGGGAGAAGAAGCAGCGGGCCCUCCUCAGGUUCCAGGGUGACAGCCAUCUGGAGCAGUCCGGCUGCUACCACCAUUGCGUGGAUGAGAACAUUGAGAGGAGAAACCACUACUUAGAUCUCGCCGGGAUAGAAAACUACACGUCCCAGUUUGGGCCUGGCUCCCCGUCAGUGGCCCAGAAGUCAGAACUGCCCCCUCGCGCCUCCAACCCUACUCGAUCUCGCUCCCACGAGCCGGAAGCCAUCCACGUCCCACACCGCAAGCCCCCGGGCGCGGACCCCGGCUCCUUCCACUUUCUUGACGCCCCCUUCGCCAAGGCCUCGGAGGUCCAGCAGCGGCUCCGGGGCGGCACCCAGGACGGGAGCAAGCACUUUGUGAGGUCCCCCAAGGCCCAGGGCAAGAGCGUGGGUGUGGGCCACAUGGCCAGAGGGGCGCGAAGCAAGCCCCCCGGGGGACCCGCGGUCCCUGCGGUGGCCCCGUCGGCCCACCUGGCCGCCAGCCCGGCCCUCCUUCCCACCCUGGCGCCCCUCGGGCACCGGAAGCACAAGCACCGCGCCAAGGAGAGCCAGCAAGGGUGCCGGGGCCUGCAGGCGCCGCUGGCCGUGGGUGGCACCGUCGUGGGGCGGGACCACCUGAGGGAGCUGCCCGCCGUGGUGGUGUACGAGAGCCAGGCCGGCCAGGCGGUCCAGAGACACGAACAUCACCACCACCACGAACACCACCACCAUUACCAUCACUUCUACCAGACAUAG
Messenger RNA from Budorcas taxicolor (takin), 1416 nucleotides. RefSeq names its product NKD inhibitor of WNT signaling pathway 1 (gene NKD1). Gene Ontology annotation, molecular function: calcium ion binding. The coding region runs from base 1 to 1416 and encodes 471 amino acids. Gene Ontology annotation, cellular component: cytoplasm. The transcript is spliced from 10 exons. Lineage: Eukaryota; Metazoa; Chordata; Mammalia; Artiodactyla; Bovidae. Gene Ontology annotation, biological process: negative regulation of Wnt signaling pathway. The record is from RefSeq and is a predicted model, not a curated record.